Messenger RNA from Lontra canadensis (Northern American river otter), 5113 nucleotides. It is a transcript of the gene ADGRL1, whose product is annotated as adhesion G protein-coupled receptor L1. Gene Ontology annotation, cellular component: postsynaptic density; presynaptic membrane; axon. The transcript is spliced from 23 exons. Gene Ontology annotation, molecular function: latrotoxin receptor activity; G protein-coupled receptor activity; carbohydrate binding. The record is from RefSeq and is a predicted model, not a curated record. Gene Ontology annotation, biological process: cell surface receptor signaling pathway; heterophilic cell-cell adhesion; adenylate cyclase-activating G protein-coupled receptor signaling pathway. Lineage: Eukaryota; Metazoa; Chordata; Mammalia; Carnivora; Mustelidae. Bases 259 to 4866 code for a protein of 1535 amino acids.
GCUGGGCUGGGGGAAGGAGGUGACACGGAGGCCGCCCUUGCCCCGCCACCCCUCACCCUUUUCCCCCCCGCCCCGGUUCCGGGAGAUGUGCCGGGCGGGGGGCCGGGGUUCGCGGAGCCGCAGGAGACACGCGCAGGGCCGACCCCAGAGCGGCGCUGGACAGGCUGGUGGGCCAGGCCGUGGUGCCCACCUGCUGAUGCGGGGCAAGGCCCCCGGCACAGGACACUGAGCACCCCGAACACGCGCCCGGCUGCCACCAUGGCCCGUCUGGCCGCAGUGCUCUGGAGCCUCUGCAUCACCGGCGUCCUUGUCACUUCGGCCACCCAAGGCCUGAGCCGGGCCGGGCUCCCAUUUGGACUGAUGCGCCGGGAGCUGGCGUGCGAAGGCUACCCCAUCGAGCUGCGGUGCCCAGGCAGCGACGUCAUCAUGGUGGAGAACGCCAACUACGGGCGCACAGAUGACAAGAUCUGCGACGCCGACCCUUUCCAGAUGGAGAAUGUGCAGUGCUACCUCCCCGAUGCCUUCAAGAUCAUGUCGCAGAGGUGUAACAACCGCACCCAGUGCGUGGUGGUUGCCGGCUCUGACGCCUUUCCUGACCCCUGUCCUGGGACCUACAAGUACCUGGAGGUGCAGUACGACUGUGUCCCCUACAAAGUGGAGCAGAAAGUCUUCGUGUGCCCAGGGACCCUACAGAAGGUGUUGGAGCCCACGUCCACGCACGAGUCGGAACACCAGUCUGGCGCGUGGUGCAAGGACCCGCUGCAGGCGGGAGACCGUAUCUACGUCAUGCCCUGGAUCCCCUACCGCACGGACACGCUAACGGAGUACGCCUCGUGGGAGGACUACGUGGCCUCGCGCCACACCACCACCUACCGUCUGCCCAACCGCGUGGACGGCACGGGCUUUGUGGUCUACGACGGCGCGGUCUUCUACAACAAGGAGCGCACGCGCAACAUUGUCAAGUACGAUCUGCGCACGCGCAUCAAGAGCGGGGAGACUGUCAUCAACACGGCCAACUACCACGACACGUCGCCCUACCGCUGGGGGGGCAAGACGGACAUCGACCUGGCUGUGGACGAGAACGGGCUGUGGGUCAUCUACGCCACUGAGGGCAACAACGGGCGCCUGGUGGUGAGCCAGCUCAACCCCUACACGCUGCGCUUCGAGGGCACGUGGGAGACGGGCUACGACAAGCGCUCGGCGUCCAACGCCUUCAUGGUGUGCGGAGUCCUGUACGUGCUGCGCUCCGUGUACGUGGAUGACGACAGCGAGGCGGCCGGCAACCGCGUGGACUACGCCUUCAACACCAACGCCAACCGCGAGGAGCCGGUCAGCCUGGCCUUUCCCAACCCCUACCAGUUCGUUUCCUCCGUGGACUACAACCCUCGCGACAACCAGCUGUACGUCUGGAACAACUAUUUCGUGGUGCGCUACAGCCUGGAGUUCGGGCCGCCAGACCCCAGUGCCGGCCCAGCCACUUCCCCGCCUCUCAGCACAACCACCACAGCCCGACCCACACCCCUCACCAGCACGGCCUCUCCUGCGGCCACCACCCCGCUCCGCCGAGUGCCCCUCACCACACACCCGGUGGGCGCCAUCAACCAGCUGGGACCUGACCUGCCUCCAGCCACAGCCCUGGCUCCCAGCACCCGGCGGCCCCCUGCCCCCAAUCUGCACGUGUCCCCAGAGCUCUUCUGUGAACCUCGAGAGGUGCGGCGGGUCCAGUGGCCGGCCACCCAGCAGGGCAUGCUGGUCGAGAGGCCCUGCCCCAAGGGGACCCGAGGAAUUGCCUCCUUCCAGUGUCUACCAGCCCUGGGGCUCUGGAACCCCCGGGGCCCUGACCUCAGCAACUGCACCUCCCCCUGGGUCAACCAGGUGGCCCAGAAGAUCAAGAGCGGGGAGAACGCAGCCAACAUUGCCAGCGAGCUGGCCCGUCACACCCGAGGCUCCAUCUAUGCGGGUGACGUGUCCUCCUCCGUGAAGCUGAUGGAGCAGCUGCUGGACAUUCUGGAUGCCCAGUUACAGGCCUUGCGGCCCAUUGAGCGGGAGUCAGCGGGCAAGAACUACAACAAGAUGCACAAGCGGGAGAGAACAUGCAAAGACUACAUCAAGGCUGUGGUGGAGACAGUGGACAACCUGCUGCGGCCAGAGGCUCUGGAGUCCUGGAAGGACAUGAAUGCCACAGAGCAGGUGCACACCGCCACCAUGCUCUUGGAUGUGCUGGAGGAGGGCGCCUUCCUGCUGGCCGACAAUGUCCGGGAGCCCGCCCGCUUCCUGGCUGCCAAACAGAAUGUGGUCCUGGAGGUGACAGUCCUAAACACGGAGGGCCAAGUGCAGGAGCUGGUGUUCCCCCAGGAAUACCCAAGUGAGAACUCCAUCCAGCUGUCCGCCAACACCAUCAAGCAGAACAGCCGCAACGGUGUGGUCAAAGUGGUCUUCAUCCUCUACAACAACCUGGGACUCUUCUUGUCCACCGAGAAUGCCACAGUGAAGCUGGCGGGGGAAGCAGGUACGGGUGGCCCCGGCGGCGCCUCGCUCGUGGUGAACUCGCAGGUCAUUGCGGCGUCCAUCAACAAGGAGUCCAGUCGUGUCUUUCUCAUGGACCCUGUCAUCUUCACCGUGGCCCACCUGGAGGCCAAGAACCACUUCAAUGCUAACUGCUCCUUCUGGAACUACUCGGAGCGUUCCAUGCUGGGCUACUGGUCAACCCAGGGCUGCCGCCUGGUGGAGUCCAACAAGACCCAUACCACGUGUGCCUGCAGCCACCUCACCAACUUUGCCGUGCUAAUGGCUCACCGCGAGAUCUACCAAGGCCGCAUCAACGAGCUGCUGCUGUCGGUCAUCACCUGGGUGGGCAUCGUGAUCUCCCUCGUCUGCCUGGCCAUCUGUAUCUCUACCUUCUGCUUCUUGCGGGGGCUGCAGACCGACCGCAACACCAUCCACAAGAACCUGUGCAUCAACCUCUUUCUGGCCGAGCUGCUCUUCCUGGUCGGGAUAGACAAGACUCAGUAUGAGAUCGCAUGCCCCAUCUUCGCCGGCUUGCUGCACUACUUUUUCCUGGCCGCCUUCUCCUGGCUGUGCCUGGAGGGCGUGCACCUCUACCUGCUGCUGGUGGAAGUGUUUGAGAGCGAGUACUCCCGCACCAAGUACUACUACCUAGGUGGCUACUGCUUCCCGGCCCUGGUAGUAGGCAUCGCGGCGGCCAUCGACUACCGCAGCUAUGGCACCGAGAAGGCCUGCUGGCUCCGAGUGGACAAUUACUUCAUCUGGAGCUUCAUUGGACCUGUCUCUUUUGUUAUUGUGGUGAACCUGGUGUUCCUCAUGGUGACCCUGCACAAGAUGGUCCGGAGCUCGUCUGUGCUCAAGCCUGAUUCCAGUCGCCUGGACAACAUUAAAUCCUGGGCCCUGGGGGCCAUCGCGCUGCUCUUCCUGCUGGGCCUCACCUGGGCGUUCGGCCUGCUCUUCAUCAAUAAGGAGUCAGUGGUCAUGGCCUAUCUCUUUACCACUUUCAACGCCUUCCAGGGGGUCUUCAUCUUUGUCUUUCACUGCGCCUUACAGAAGAAGGUGCACAAGGAGUACAGCAAGUGCCUGCGUCACUCCUACUGCUGCAUCCGCUCCCCACCCGGGGGCGCUCACGGCUCACUCAAGACCUCAGCCAUGCGGAGCAACACCCGCUACUACACAGGAACCCAGGUAUCUGGGCAGGGGCCAGGGCUCUGGGCAGGGCUCCCUGGGGCUGAGUAUUGGACCCAAGACCCCAAGAGGCAGGUUAGCACCCAGCCCAGGUCCCUAGUGGUGCUCAGCAGGCAAGUGGCCUCAGAAAGAUCUUGGAGGGUGGGCAGUCUGGGUGUGGGGUCCUCACAGCCAGGCUGUCCCCAGAGCCGAAUCCGGAGGAUGUGGAAUGACACGGUGAGGAAACAGACGGAGUCCUCCUUCAUGGCAGGCGACAUCAACAGCACCCCCACCUUGAACCGAGGUACCAUGGGGAACCACCUGCUGACCAACCCUGUGCUGCAGCCCCGUGGGGGCAGCAGCCCCUACAACACCCUCAUCGCUGAGUCGGUGGGCUUCAAUCCCUCUUCACCUCCUGUCUUCAAUUCCCCAGGGAGCUACCGGGAACCCAAGCACCCUCUGGGAGGCCGGGAAGCCUGCGGCAUGGACACACUGCCCCUCAACGGCAACUUCAACAACAGUUACUCCUUGCGGAGUGGGGAUUUCCCUCCAGGGGACGGGGCCUCAGAGCCGCCCCGAGGCCGGAACCUGGCCGAUGCUGCUGCCUUCGAGAAGAUGAUCAUCUCAGAGCUGGUACACAACAACCUGCGGGGUAGCAGCAGCGGGGCCAAGGGCCCCCCACCACCUGAACCCCCCGUGCCACCUGUGCCAGGGGGUGGUGGCGAGGAAGAAGCAGGCGGGCCCGGGGGUGCUGACCGGGCAGAGAUCGAACUUCUCUACAAGGCCUUGGAGGAGCCACUGCUGCUGCCCCGGGCCCAGUCGGUGCUGUACCAGAGUGAUCUGGAUGAGUCGGAGAGCUGCACUGCGGAGGAUGGGGCCACCAGCCGGCCCCUAUCCUCCCCUCCGGGCCGGGACUCCCUCUACGCCAGCGGGGCCAACCUGCGGGACUCGCCCUCCUAUCCGGACAGCAGCCCCGAGGGGCCCAGUGAGGCCCUGCCCCCACCCCCGCCUGCACCCCCCGGCCCCCCGGAAAUCUACUACACCUCGCGCCCACCGGCCCUCGUGGCCCGGAACCCCCUGCAGGGCUACUACCAGGUGCGGCGGCCCAGCCACGAGGGCUACCUGGCGGCCCCGGGCCUUGAGGGGCCAGGGCCCGAUGGGGAUGGGCAGAUGCAGCUGGUCACCAGUCUCUGAGGGACCUCAUGGACCAGGGGCUGGUGGCCCAGGCCAGGGAGGGAACCCUGGGUGGGGCUCCAGUGGGAGAGGGAGACUCAUGGAGGCAGUGGCUGGUGGGCCACUCUCUCCAGGUACCCUUCAGCCGUGGGCCCUCUAGGCCCCUCAGGAGCUCUGCCGUGGGGGCCUGUGGUGCAGGGUUCACAGACAGGGUUUCCUACCAGCCAUGCGCACCAGCUCGAUUUGGGGGAAGUGCAGUAAGGAGAGG